AUGUUCAGAAAGCUCCAUUCCAUCUUCCACCACGGCCCGCAGGGGAAGGCAGCGGCCGAGCGCCCCUACUACGCGGGAGCCAGCCCCACCGUCAGGCUGAUUCGCAGUAGCUCCAUGUAUGUGGUUGGGGAGCACUUCGAGAAGUCCAGCGAGUCCUUAAAAAAGUACAGAAGCACCCACAGCAUGGACACCAGCCUGCACUACCUGCAGCAGGAGGACCGUGCCUGGAUGUACUCGCGUACCCAGGACUGCCUGCAAUAUCUUCAAGAGCUGCUAGCCCUGCGCAAGAAAUAUCUCAGCACCCUGAGUGACCUGAGGCCCCGGCGCAUGCAGGGCGCUGGCUCCACCUCCUCCAAGUCCUCCAAGGGAGCACAAAAGACCCCAGGAGAAGGCAAAAAAGCAGCCUCAAAGAAAUACUCCCAGUUCAGCACCGACGUGGCCGAGGCCAUCGCCUUCUUUGACUCCAUCAUCGCAGAGCUAGAGACAGAAAAACGGCCGAGGACUGCUGAGGUUGACCUGCCCAAUGAAGAUGUGGACUUUGAUGUGGCGACCAGUUCACAGGAGCAUAGCUUGCACUCCAACUGGAUUCUGCGGGCACCACGCAGACAUUCUGAGGCCAUCACUGCUCACGCCACUGCAGACAGCCGGUUUCGAAGGAGCACGGAACACAGGGUCACGGGCACCCAGAGGAGGCUUGAGAGAUACCCCAUUUACCUGCCAAAGGCUGUGGAAGGGGCAUUCAACACCCUGAAAUUUAAGCCCAAAGCCCACAAAAAAGACCUGGGGAGCUCCAGACAGAUCCUCCGCAGCUUCUCCAGAGAAGACAUGGAGUGGGAUGAGGAGUUCUUUGCACAGGAGUCCCCCGGGUCUUUGGAGGAGGAUCAUUUUGAGGCAGAGCAUCCCAAAGGGCAAUGGCUGAUUCGAGAAAGACUCUGGGAACGGACAGUGUCCUGA
Peromyscus eremicus (cactus mouse) is the source of this 954-nucleotide messenger RNA. RefSeq names its product chromosome 9 C13orf42 homolog (gene C9H13orf42). The transcript has 4 exons. NCBI's taxonomy places the organism in Eukaryota, Metazoa, Chordata, Mammalia, Rodentia, Cricetidae. Bases 1 to 954 code for a protein of 317 amino acids. The record is from RefSeq and is a predicted model, not a curated record.